AUGCCUUCAACUAAGAGAGAGCUCAAUGGCCUGAGACCCCCAACACUCAAUGUGAAUAAGACCUCAUGGGAGAUAAAGAAGCCCGCGGCGACCGACCGCCGCCCCCAGCUGCACUGCCAGCGCCGGCGCCAGCGCCAGUUCCAGCCGCUGCACCCUCCUCCGGUGGUCAUGUAUGUGCACACGCCCAAGAUCGUCCACGCCGCGCCGCACGAGUUCAGGGCGCUGGUGCAGCGACUUACGGGAAAUUCGCCGUCCUCCUCCGAUCCCUCCCCUCCUCCUGAGACCGGAGCGAGGCGAGGAGAUUGCGGUGCGGGUUGUGAUGGUAGCGAUCCUCUGAUACUUACGCUGGGUCAGCGUUCGGGUGCGGGAGAUGCGGUUCCGUCGCCGGUUUCGCCGGGGCUCUUCUCGUGCUCUCCAAACACAGUUCAAACGUUUCAGGGGUUUAGUUCUUUGUUAUAG
This is a messenger RNA of Ananas comosus (pineapple), 459 nucleotides long. Its product is annotated as nuclear speckle RNA-binding protein B-like. The record is from RefSeq and is a predicted model, not a curated record. Gene Ontology annotation, cellular component: nucleus. The coding region runs from base 1 to 459 and encodes 152 amino acids. The transcript has a single exon. NCBI's taxonomy places the organism in Eukaryota, Viridiplantae, Streptophyta, Magnoliopsida, Poales, Bromeliaceae.